Molecule: messenger RNA, 1732 nt
Organism: Onychostoma macrolepis
Lineage: Eukaryota; Metazoa; Chordata; Actinopteri; Cypriniformes; Cyprinidae
Product: inosine-uridine preferring nucleoside hydrolase-like
Exons: 8
Coding region: 593-1546 (317 amino acids)
Molecular function (GO): hydrolase activity, hydrolyzing N-glycosyl compounds
Source: RefSeq, a predicted model, not a curated record
ACCAUCGCAUGCUCCCUUCACUAACGGACUUCUGGAAGGGCCCUUCGUGAAGGGAAUCAGUUGCUCACUUUCGUUUGGAACGUCCCUACAAAUGGCGUCCCCUUCCCGAAGUGCCCUUGAUGGGCGCAAAAAAGCCGUUUGGAAUUCGCCCAUAAUAUACAUAGACGCCUCAUGACAUGCUGGAACGUAAUCCAGCGUCGCCGCCAUAUUGGUUGGGUCUCCUCACUCUACACUAGCACCGGAGAGCGAGCAAUUUAUUACCGUAUUUUGUGCAGUUUACUGUUGCAAUAACCCGCGCAGAUACCAGAUCGCGUGGGAUUACCUUUCACAAAGGAUGUGUUCUUACUCGGGGAGCACAUUGCAGAAACCCAAUUCGGAAUUGAGAACCAUCAUUUCGUGCUUGUGUCAUUUGUGGUCAGUGGCGCCUGCAGGUUUACGGCUGGACGCACUGUGCGUGCCACGAGCGCUCAGACUGACCUGAGACUCCUCCUUCAGAGACACAGAGCUCUCGAGUCAGCAUCACCAGCUUUCAGGAAACUCUGAACACGAACAUCUACAGCCAGCGAUACUUCACUAACUUACAGAGGCCAGCAUGAAGAAAUUGCUUGUGGACGUGGACUGUGGUGUGGAUGAUGCUCAGGCUAUCAUGAUGGCUUUGGCAGCGCCUGGUGUGCAGAUCCUGGGCAUCACCUGCGUUCAGGGCAACACUUCAAUAGACAAUGUCUGCAAGAACGUCCUGCGUGUCCUGAAAGUGUGUAAGCAUCAGGAGAUUCCUGUAUUCCGUGGAGCGACUAAAGCGCUCUUGGAGCAGACCGUCAGCGCUGGAGAAUUUCAUGGUAAAGAUGGACUCGGAGACGCCCCGGACCCCGACGCUCCUGAUUUGGAUCUGGUCCAGAAAGAGGGCGCCGUGUCAGCCAUGAUCCGAAUAGUUAAUGCGAAUCCUGGAGAGGUGUCUUUAGUGGCCACGGCUCCGCUGACAAAUGUGGCUUUGGCAGUGAAACUUGACCCCUCAUUUCCCCAGAAACUCAAAGGCCUUUACAUUAUGGGUGGCAAUACAGACUCUUGUGGGAACAUCACUGUGUGUGGAGAGUUCAACUUUGCAGCUGAUCCUGAAGCAGCAUAUAUUGUUCUGAAUGAAUUCAUUUGCCCAGUUUACAUUGCAACCUGGGAGUUCACCUGUCGCAGUAAAUUAACCUGGGAGUUCUGUGACGGUUGGCUGGCUCAGGACACAGAUAAAGCUCGGUUUAUGAAACAGAUCUUUAAGCACAGCAUGGAGUCCAGCCACAGCGAGAGGGUUGAGAAGGAGCUGGUGGAUGGGCAGGGAUUCAUCUCCUGUGAUUCUUAUGCCAUGGCAGCAGCCAUAGACGACACGUAUAUCACUGAAACUGAACACAAAGCCGUCACUGUAGAGCUGGCGGGGAACUGCUGCCGGGGAAUGAUGGUUGUUGAUCACCUCGAUAUCCUGAAGAAGUCUCACAAAGUCCGUAUCUUGAAGAAGGUGGACUUGGAGAAGUUUAAAGUGCUCAUGAUGAAUGCUUUGAAAUAAAUGAUCAUUGGCAGCCAUAGCAUGCCAUAUUUUUAUAAACAUCUUUGUGGAAAAAUUGUUUGCUACCGGCUACUUCAUUAGAUUCACUUUUUUAACAAAUCCUCAAACCAUUCAUAUAGAAAUAACAGUGACCUGUUGAAUGAGAUAUAAAUUACAGUUUGAUAAAUAAACUACCAAUGUUCUUAA